Molecule: messenger RNA, 3137 nt
Organism: Ruditapes philippinarum (Manila clam)
Lineage: Eukaryota; Metazoa; Mollusca; Bivalvia; Venerida; Veneridae
Exons: 7
Coding region: 61-993 (310 amino acids)
Source: RefSeq, a predicted model, not a curated record
AUUAUACUACUCACAAUUUUUAGUAAGGCGCGAAAGAAGCUAGAGAUCUGAAAAAACAAAAUGGAUUUUUCACUUAAAAACUCGUUGAUUACAGUAAUAUGUCUUGCAGUACUGGUGCAGUUUGUGAGAGGCGGGUGCCGAGAACAAAUAAUGCAAGACGCAAAUGCUUUACAAUGUUUCAUGAACAUAGGAACAUACAUGACUGAGGCCGGAACUGGCGGUCCAAAUAUAAGUAGUGUUGACGGCAUAGCGCAGUUAAUAUGCAGUCCUAAAGGGAAGGAAGCCUUUGGUUGUGUUUUAAAAUACGUGAAGCAAUGUCCGGAAUUUUUGACAUCUGCUGGGGCUACCGGAAAUCCUUUGGGCGUUUUGGGAGAGAUACCCGGGUUUGAUGUACAGUCGUUUCUCAGUGAUGGAUUCGAUGGCUUCUGUUCGAUGAUAUCUGGGCCAUGCAGCGCUGUAUCAAAAUGUUUUGCAGCACCUCAGACCGGAAAUACUAGAGGGAUUGUAAAACGAGGUGUUCCAAAUUCAAAUAACUAUUACCUGACUUUCCAGGAAAGCGCCGUAUUGGCAUGCGGCUCUAUGAGAGAGCAGAUGACGUGUAUGUUAAAUGCUUUGGAAGCAUGUCCGAAAUCAUAUGUAGAUAAAGCACAGGAACAGAUUGAGAACGCUCUGAAGGCGAGUAUGUCGAGCCCAUAUGGCGCGGUCACAUUCGAAGAUGCAAAAGGUUUUAUCAUGAACGAAUGUCCCAAAAUGCCAAAAGAUUUUUCAGCAGACACAUGUGUAAAGGAUGUAUUCGUUUCCAAAGAAUUUGUGGAUUGUAACGGAGAAGCUGCUGCAAAAUACGCCGAGACCAGAACAUGCAAGGUAUAUGAUCUCAGUAAAGACUGCGUCACUGCAACAGUGCAACCGAAAUGUGGAAAAGAAAUGGCGGAUUUUUUGGUUCGCAACACACACAUGAUAUUUCCCGGAAUCCCAGAUAAUUUGCGGAAAUAAAAGGAAACUCAGGAAGCGUGAUUUCGACGUCAUUCGGACUACUACUGUUUAUAUCGUCUCUGUUUUACAUAUUGUAACAAUUUAAAAAAAAAACAACCAAACAACAAAAACAUCGUAACAAAAUUGUAAAUAUUUACUCAUAGAAUGUUAACGACCACAAGAUGUCAUACGAGGGAUGAUAAAAAAUUAACCGGACUUUGUAGAUGAUUCUUCGGAAUCUAUCCCCUAAAUGAUACAAAAAAUAACAACAAGAAAUAUUAACAAAUAAAAAAGUUAUGCUGUUUUUUCCAUGUACAUGUAAAGCAAUGCGGCGCACGUUUUCACUUUAAAAUCGACGUUAACGACGUCACAAGCAUAUUGUCUUUUGCGGCGCAGCUUUUUACUCAUUCUCGAAGAAGGCCAAUACAUGCUUCACAUGUUGUUGAUAGCGGCAGAUCCACUGCCUUUAUAUAUCUCUUUAUAAGUCGGUAUCAUAUUGUAUUGAUGUUAAAGAGCUCCUGUAAUGACAAGAAAAUCCGUUCUUUCAUUCUGUAACUUGAUUGCUGGACAGAUCGCACAUUCAAUGAACUAUAUUAUGUAUUGCAUUUAUUUCAUGUGGCUGAAUGAUAAUGUAUCAUACAUACGAUAAAAUUAAAGAAUAAUACAACUAAAAACAAUAUUGUCGUUAUUUUUAAAUAAAUAAAACGCAUGGCCGAUUUAGAACCGUGACUGCUAAAUUGUUGGCACAUUUUCUCGAUAAGACUACAAUGAAAAAUAAUAGAAUUAUUAAUUCAACUGUAAACUAAGAAUGUUAUAUAUGUAAUUAAUGCAUUAACAUUUAAAAAAAAUAUCCUAAGUUAGAGUUGACAUAACCGUCCCGUAACUACCCUCGAACAUCGUUGACAAUGUCCGCAGUCAAUUAACUGUCAUUUUUCAACGUCCCGGCAAAUGACGUGACUAACGUUCUUGAAAAUUUCUUCUUUCUGUCUCACCCUUACUUGUUUUCCAUUUCUACAUUACCCUUUCUUAUUGUUAAUGCUAUUCAAAAACUAUGUUGUGGCUUUCUGCAACUUUUCCCUUGAUAGCUAUAAUCUUUUUCUAUGUUAAAAACAGUUUCUCGCCUUACUUUUGACAAACUGUUCUUAUUGACCGAUUUUCGAAACGUUCCGACGACGUAGUUUUAGUUAACAAGUGACGUUUGAAUUGUGAUUGCAAAUAUAAAUAUGGUUUAAAUGAAAUCAUUUUUCUGACAACUUCAAGGAUAUAGCUCAUGAAGUUUUUGCGUAUUUUUGAAAUCUAAAUGUGAUAAAUUGUAAAAUAUACGCAUCAUAAAGCGCCCGAUGUAAGCGUAAAUUUAUGCACUGCGCCGGAUGUGCGUUACCAUGGUUUUUAAAUACGCUGUUACGGACAAGCUAUUUGCGUUAUCAUAUUAGAUAUAGCAUCAGUUUCGAGUAUUGUUUUCCGAUUAAGUGUGAUAUAUCACAAUAAAUGAUAGGUUGAAAAUUCUUGAAUUGACAGUCCAAGUCCAGUUUAUUUUUGAUCUUCCCUCGUAUAUAGGACACUAGUAUAAAACCGUCGGACCAGCCUGAAAAUUCAGACAGUCGGAACAGUACCUUUGUUGUCGGCUUCUCGGCGGCUUAAUUCUAACAAUUUUAUAUUAAAAUUUCUACAUUUAUAAUUUACAAAAUUCAGUGGAGUAAAUGUAUGACUUGAUGUUGUGACAUAAGUAAAUGAAGACCUGAAACUACUUCCAGUAGAAUUCUUCUGUUCAUUAGCUACGGUAUUAUAGCAUAUAUACGUUACUUUUUUAUCACUAAUUAACAGAACUAUUGUACUGUAUGUUUUCUAUAUUGUUGCAGUGCACCUUAGCUUAAUUAUGAAAAGUAUUGUUAACACAGUCAUGUUUAAUAUAUGUUUUCCUGAUUAAUGUAAUAUAAAAACGGUCAAAAUACUGUAAACAAAGUAUCAAAAAACUGUAAACAAAGUACCAAAAUGCUGUAAACAAAGCUGCACAGGGGUAUUUAAAACCAUGACUUUAUAUUACACUGAUAUACAUGACUAGUUUCUAGUACAGAGUAGAUGUUUUGUAAUUCACAGAUUAUUAUAUUGAUGUUACGUCAUUUAGCUUCAUAUUCAGCAUUUUAUUAUAAAGUGUUAUACUAAUA